AGAUAACUGGACGGGAACGGGAGGAAUUAAAAGCCAGGCAGCGAGAGUUUGGGAUGGAGGGCAGAGCGGCGGGACGCUGCUGGGUGUCUCCUCUGUGAGUCUCCCGUCUGUCGCUGUGGAGGAUGGAGGUGGAGGUGGAGAGCUGCUGGCUCAGGCUGCUCCUCCUGCUCUGCUUCAUGGCUCUGCACAGCUCGGCCAUCGAGACCGUGAACUUGGUGGACUUCUGUGGCCAGACGAUCCGGGGUGACGGCAUGAUCGUCAACUCGCACCAGGAAUCUAAGAAGUACUACUUUGUGACCAUGGGGACUGACUGCCACCUCACCAUGCAAGCCAGCUCCCCUAAAGACAAGGUCCAAUUCCACUUCCGCUUCUUCCUGGUCUACAGUUUGCUACGAGUGGCCCCCCUGAGUCCGGCUCCUCUCUUCCCAGAGUCCCCUCGGGGCUCCGUCCCUCUAAACCCCAAACUGGAGCCCACUUCCGUUGAGAGCUUGGGGGACCCGUGUCAUGCCGGCUCAUAUGUUCAGUUCUAUGAUGGAGGGGACAGGAGCUCGCCGCCCCUCGGGCCUCCUCUUUGUGGGAAGAGUCCGCCCCGGCCGGUGUUGUCCACAGGAAACUACCUGACCCUGAGGCUGGUGACCCGGGGGACACAGCCCAGAGUUGACUUUGUGGGGGACUUCACUUCCUUCAGACUGGGCUUUAACCACUCCGAGUGCAGCAAUGAGCCCUAUUUCACCUGCCGAAAUGGGAAGUGCAUCCCUCUCAGUCUGGUGUGUGAUGAUAAAGGCAUUGACAACUGUGGGGAUGGAAGUGACCUGGAGGAGAACCUGACUACGGGUUGUAAAGCAGGUCAGCUUUUACUUCCUCAACCUCCGCCCCCUAUUGGAACCCCACCCCCACCUUUUGUGAAUCCACCCACAGUGCCGAUUCCUACACAUAUCAACUGUGGCAUGCCAAACAGCGCUCCUAGUCAUGAGUCUGUAACAGACUCCCCCGCCUCCCUGUUCCUGUUGGUUCUCUACAUCAUCCUGGGAGUGGUAGCAGGCAGCAUGGUGCUCUGCUGGUGCUGCUGGUCACCCGGUUGGUUCCUGUGGCGGGUCAGCUUCUGUCGCUUUUUACCCUGCUGCAACUCGGCCUGCGCCUCCUUCCAGCUCUGCUGCACCCACAGCAAGGAGCACCGACUGGCAAAAGUCACCCCACACACACCAGUCAACGGGGCCCCGACAGGCACAGCGGCCACCCCCAACACUGCUGAGGAAAAUGUUACCACGGCAGCUGUUUAGAGCAGAAGGCCUGUCCGGUUGAUAAGUUUGGGCGUGGGUACAGUAUGCUGACACUGAGCUGUGAUCAGUAGUGGACGUGAGCAGUCACUGCAUUAGGCAUUGCAACAUGACCAAGAAUCCUUAAAGUGAAGGUUGGACUCAUGCAGUCCAGAAUGCAAUGCUGGAAUGAACAGAGCUGAACUGUUUCGGUAAAACUGUGGUUCGCGUGCUUUAAAUGUGAUGAUGCAGGUGUUGAGACUGCCGUGUUUAUGUUGUUAUGAGAAGGUAAAGCAGGGUACAGUAUAACUAUGGAAUGUGUAAAAAAAACAACAUAUAUUACCGUAUCUCAAAAGACAGGAUUAAAGCCCAGUUCAGACCAAAGUUUUGCGACAAGAAGACUGUUUAAGAACGUCGCAGACAGAAAAGGUGCAGCGAUCUGAACCGGUCCUUCUCAGCUGAACUCAAACCAGCUGGUGGUGUGGCUGCGACUCAGCUGCUCCAGGCUCCAGAGGCUGGUUUUAGAACGUAAGAGACGUCAUCUGUUUCAACUAGAGAUGGUCCGAUACUGUUUUUUUAUUCCCGAUACCGAUUCUGAUACUUGAACUUGCGUAUCAGUUGAUACCGAGUACUGAUCCGAUACCAGUGUGUCAUAUAUUUUAUUAUGUUUUAACAACUGUAUAUUACUAUCCCUGUAUGGAUGUGAUUUCUAUCUUUGUUGUCAGUCUGCCUCAGGUAAAACUCUCAAACAAUGAUCGCUACAGAACUUUCUUUUUUUUAUCCAGUUUGACAGUCAGUUAUAACGGAAGAAGAACAUAAAUAAACUACUUUGACAUAGAUUUUCUUCAGGGCUUUAUUACGUUGGUUCAGAUCGAUGAAUAAACUCCAGUACUUCCCGAUACCGAUACUAGCGUUUUAGGCAGUAUCGGAGUAAUACCAACACUGGUAUCGGUAACAGAACAUCUCUAGUUUCAACAGCCAAGUCAUCUUGUAAAGUCCUCUACAAACUGUAGGAAUAAAAUGAUCCAUAAUCCAUUUUAUUUCUAUGUUACAAACUCUUAACUGGUCGAAAUGGCAGAUACACGGAGUUUCAACGAGUGCCCGCAAGCACGUGGUUUUUGCCGAUUCAUCACUAGAAAUGCCACUGUAGCAAGCAUCUCAAUAUCACUAAAGUUAUCCACAUUCAUAUUUAGAUGGAACAAAUAAUAUAUCCAACUACAAAAAGCCUGUAAGUUAAGAUGAACGUACAAAGAGUUGUUGCAGACUUACACAUUGCAAGAAGUUGCAUGUUUUAUCUCGUCUCGUCGCAAAUCUUUGGUCUGAACUGGACUUAUGGGUUCUUUGUAUAACUUUUUCUGCUGUUUUGUAGUUACCUCUUACAUAUUGUAAUGGCAGCAUUCUGUUGAAGAGAUUGCUUAUGACGUUUGAGAAGUGCAGCCUUUAAGGCUUGGCCAGCUGUAAUGAUAGUGUUAAGUUGUUGGCUUGAACAGUUUUUAGUCAUGUUGGUUUGUGUGUAAAAGUGCUUUUCUGCCCUGCUGUAGAGGAAACAAGUUAGUCAUGCAGUGAAACUACACUUCCAGUCCACAGCUUGGAACAAAAGUUUGCCACAGACACAUGCUGAGGAAUCAGCUCCAGAACUAUGUUACCCACCUGGUGACAACAGCUGUUCUCCUUGGGAGAAAUUCCUUCGAAUUUUCCACUCUCCUCCCAGCAGUCCACUGUUUCACAUAUAAACCAAUGUGGCGUUUGAACAAUAGAGCACAAAGUCACUGAGUGUCUCUGACUGGACAGGCAAAUCAAUUAAGCAAACUGGAAAAAUAAUCCCCAUUUUUCUGUGAACUCUACUAAAACUAGGUGAUAAAGUUCAAAAUCAGUUAUCAUGUUUACGCCAAAUUCCUACCCUACCUAAAAAAUAGAGACAAUUAAAAUAUUUGCCUCUUUAUAGGUGCCAAGAGUAAAAUUGAGUCAUCCUCAACAUUGUUGGAGAACAAUUAGAUAUAAAAUAGGAUCUCGGCUCUAUAUGUUGUUUAUUUUUUCCUUGACAACUAUAAUGUUUUUUUUUUUUCCAAAUGGUGUACAGAUUUGUAGGCAUUCUAUUAUCAAAUAGCUUACAAAAUAGUGCAUAUAUCAGCAUAUACCCAUGUUUAUAAUGCUCUGCCCCUGCCCCUGCCCUCAGGAUGAAUUAUGAUGACUUUGGUGAUCCUCUGACUUUUUAUCUAGGGCAUCAGGUCAACAUUUUUAUUUCGUCCAGUACAUUGAUUUAUGUCCAUAUACAUACAUAAACUAAACUAAUGACGUAUACAUGAGCCUCAGCUGAACACCUGAGCAUUACACCUGUAUGUGACGGUUGAACAUCAACUCAUCAUUCCAGAAGCAUGGGCAUUAAAAUGCUGCUCUAACAGCCUCCACAGAUUUAGUAUAAUCUUUAAUUUUCCUUUUUUGGAACAAAAGGAAUUAUCCAAAACCAGACCCAGACAAAGAGUGCCCAUAACUAUGUGGAGAAAGGUGCCUACAUACUUUUAUAUACAAUUUAUUGGGUAAAUCAUACAAAAGAAAUGGAAAUGAGGGUGUGAUCUAACCAAACCAAGAGAAAAGGUACAUGUUUUGCCAUGAAGUAAAUCAAAAUUUGGGUUUGAUGUCUUUCUAGCAGGCUUCAUUACAGCUAAGAGUACAGUAGAGGUAAGCCCCCUGCCCUCCUCCUAUAACCCAGACUGAUGCUUCAUGUGAGGGGCAGCCUGUGUUCACGUGUCCACCAGGCAAACCUUCUUUGUGGCAUCCUCUAGAUGGAGUAGCUCCAUAACCUUUCCUCCCUCUGCCACACUGUGUGUUGUACAUCCCUGUCUUUUUGAGUCCUUGGUAAGACAUAAGGCGAUAUGCUUAAACAAACCAUGUGUUUCUGACCUCCAGGUUGCCAGGCUACAGCACAUUAAAGCAUGCAGAUGUCUUUAUCUAUCUGACUUUCUGCUGCGACUGUACAGGACUACACGUACUGUACACUCAUGAGACAACACACAAACACAGUACAGUAUACAGUACAUCCUGUAAACACACAUGCUCGGACUUGCAUGUGCGUCACUCUGUGGAGAAGGUCAGCCCUCCAGCUGGAUGUUCCUGCCAACAAGACUUCUCACAUUUUACUGUAAGCUAAUAUUUAGCAUUUAACAGUCUCGUCAGAUCAUUUCAUUGAUAAAUACCACUGGUACUGGCUGAUUUGAUCACAUCUGUGUGUUUUAAUAAACACUGUGAAAGUCGAUAAAAGUAAAGAUUGUCAAAGAAAUGUCAUCCCAGCCUUAAUGCGGCACUAAUCAAUAGUUUUACAUUAAAUGUGUGAAGUGAAAGGGGUAAACCAACUUUGCUGUUCUCUUCUUUAGUUUCUAGCUUUGUUUUGGAUUUCUGGCUUUCAGCAAUCUCAUUUCCAGCAGCAGCUGGUUCCAGUGUACUGUACACUAACAGCUGGUGAACAUAUUGAGGUAUGUAGCAGAUUAAACGCUCCUGCACACUGCCUGCGUUGGGUUCAUUUUUUCAUUUCCGCUCCCAGGUUAGAGCUUGCACACUGCCUGCGUUCUGCGCAAAAAACGCAUCCAUGCUAGAAAUAAGAAUGACCCGUAUUUUUCACAUCACACGCAAAUGUGUUGGAAAGUGUUCCAGGCAAAAUAGAAUAGGAAAAGAUGUUUAUUUGUCAUUUUGACACAAAUACAUUUAAUAAAUUACAUUUUCUGUUGAACUCCUUUUUAAAUUGUAUUUCAAUAGGAUUCUGAUAAAACAAUGACAUGGACUUUAUUGACUCAGGAAAGGGAAUUGACAUAUACAAAUAUAUAUAUACUGUACGUAAUACACAAAAUACUGACAAAAUAAAGUUACUGUUUUAUUAUUAUUAUUAAUCUAUGUGAAACAUACAUGUGUACAGACAAGGCUAGCAGCAGCGCUUCAGACACGUUUCUGGUGUGCAAAGACAAAGAAAACGCCACACAACUGACACGCAACAGAAUCACCAUGCAGACAGAGUGCAAGAGCUCAGAUAUUUCCUACAAGCUUUGGUGGAGACUAAACCAGUCGGCUUGCAUUCGUCAGGUGGACACAAAUACAGAUACAGCACAUGCUAAUGUUGCUCCGUGUGUGUGCUGGAUGGCGGUAUUAUGGAACCAGUUUGAUUGGUUGGAGUUAGGCAUUGACCUUGAGUGGUUAAGGUUAGGAUAGCUGAUUGGUCAGGGAAUAGGACCUGAACAAAUCGGUUUACGUUACCCUGCGUAAGCAUGGAGGCCUGGCCAAUAGUGGAGUGUGAAUGCUAUUAAAGGGCGGGUCUUUCCAAGAAGUUGAGUGGGUUCCAUAAUAACUCUGCUGGAUGUGUAAAUAGGCAACUGUUUGUUUAACAAGUUCCCCAUAAUCACUUUGUACAGUGAUAAUUUGCGUUUGCAGUGUUUUCCCUAUCCCUGUGUUGCCAAAAAAGUCAAUUAAAACAGCUUUAAAUUUGUAUUUUCAAAUAAAUGUUAAAUAGUUUGAAUGAUUUGAUUUGUCUGAUAUAUAUAGUGUCAAGACAUUAAAAUUUUUCACAUUACAUCUGAAUUUCAGGAAAUCUGCAUUAAAGCAGAAAAGAAAAAUGAAACCGGGAGACUUUUCACUAAAUUGCAGCAUAUUGUGAAUAAUGGAGAUUUGCUUGGAUUGUUAGAAGAUAGAAAUAGAAAUAACAAAGAACAUUUUACAGUGAUUAAAAGAAAAGUAAUUGCUUACAGAUUAACAGUGCCGUGUCUAAGUGUCAGUCUCUGUUGUGUACAUACAAUGUUUUAAUAAAUGUUGCAA
This is a messenger RNA of Etheostoma spectabile (orangethroat darter), 6053 nucleotides long. It is a transcript of the gene ldlrad2, whose product is annotated as low density lipoprotein receptor class A domain containing 2. The record is from RefSeq and is a predicted model, not a curated record. Bases 123 to 1280 code for a protein of 385 amino acids. The transcript is spliced from 5 exons. NCBI's taxonomy places the organism in Eukaryota, Metazoa, Chordata, Actinopteri, Perciformes, Percidae. Gene Ontology annotation, molecular function: protein binding.